AUGAAGACUGGUAUCCUACUUAUGUUCCUCUGGGGAUUAUCCUGUGCUCUCCCGGUUGCCAGAUAUCAAAAUACUGAAACCGAGAGCUCGAAAGAGUGGAUGGAUGAUUUGGCUCAGUCACCACCACCACCUACGAACAGUGAGUCAUCAGAGGAGAGUAAAGUUAGCUCAGAGGAACAGGCAAGUGACGAGCCCAGUGACAGCAUUGAGUCUGAAGAGGACAUGGACACAGACAGUAACCAGUCUGCUUCUAGACCUGCCGGUGGUCUCCCUAAGAGUGUGGGGACAGAAGCUGAUAAGGAAGAUGACGAAGAUGACAGUGGAGAUGACACCUUUGGUGACGAGGACAAUGGCCCAGGGCCUGAAUGGAGACGACGCUCCAGACUGGACAGUGAUGAGGACUCUGCAGACACCACACAAUCCAGUGAAGACAGCACCUCUCAGGAAAACAAUGCCCAAGAUGCCCCCAGUGACAGCAGGGACCACAGCAGUGAGGAGGAGGCAGACAACCGGCGUGAGGCAGGUGACUCCACUCAGGACAGUGCGAGUGACGAACGUUGGGUGGGAGGUGGCAGCGAGGGCGAGAGUAGCCACGGGGACGGCUCUGAGUUCGAUGAUGCAGGGAUGCUGAGCGAUGACCCUGAAAGUACUGGGAGCGAUCGGGGCCACUCCAGAAUGAGCAGCGCCGGUAUCAGGUCCAAAGAAUCAAAAGCGGACCAUGAGCUCAGGAGCACGCAGGAUUCAGAUUACAGCCAAUCUGUGGAAUUGUCAAGCAGCAAGUCCUUUAGAAGGUCCCAGGUCUCCACGGAAGAUGAUGGAGGUGAGCUCGCUGAUGGCAAUAGCAGGGAAACCCAGAGCGACUCCACAGAGGACACGGCCUCCAAGGAGGAAAGCAGGAGCGAGUCUCAGGAGGACACAGCCGAGAGUCAGUCCCAGGAAGACAGUGCAGAGGGACAAGACCCCAGCAGCGAGUCCAGCGAGGAGGCUGAUGGGCCAUCCCAGGAAAGCAGUAGCGAGUCUCAGGAGGGGGUGGCCAGGGAGUCCAGGGGCGACAACCCAGAUAACACUAGUCAGAUGGGAGACCAGGAAGACAGCGAGUCCAGCGAGGAGGACAGCCUGCACACGUUCUCCAGCUCAGAAAGCCAGUCCACAGAGGAGCAAGCUGACAGUCAGUCCAGUGAGAGCCUCAGACUCUCAGAGAGUCAGGAGUCAGCCCAGGAUGGGGAGAGUUCCAGCCAGGAAGGCCUCCAGUCUGAGAGCGCUUCCAGGGAGAGCAGGAGCCAGGAGAGCCAGUCCGAGCAGGACAGCCGUUCUGAGGAAGAGGGGGACAGCGACUCUUGGGACAGUAGCAGAUCCAAAGAAGAGAGUAACUCUGCAGAGAAUGCUUCAAGCAGUGAGGAAUACAGCCAUCCCAAAAACAUGGAGGCUGACAGCAGGAAACUGAUGGUCGACGCUUACCACAACAAACCCAUCGGGGACCAAGACGACAACGAUUGCCAAGAUGGUUACUAACAUUAGCUUGUGUAAGAAAUGGCUCUCAGAGGAAGGAGUCUUGGGGGCCUAGGAGUAGGGAGUUCACUGCAACUGUAACUUAUUGAUGUUUUGAUCAGAGGUAAAACCAGGGCCAUUUCUUUCCGUGAGGAACUGUUUAAUACUACACUGUCCUAGCGAGUCACCCACUCCCUAGAAGUUUGAGUAACGUGGCAUGAACACACACAGUAAACGUGAACAUAGGGAUGUGUGCGCCCAGUAGCCCCGACUCACUAGCCUGACCGUUUUGGGGGUUCUGUUAAG
Messenger RNA from Microtus oregoni (creeping vole), 1794 nucleotides. It is a transcript of the gene Dmp1, whose product is annotated as dentin matrix acidic phosphoprotein 1. Gene Ontology annotation, cellular component: extracellular matrix. Bases 1 to 1512 code for a protein of 503 amino acids. Gene Ontology annotation, molecular function: extracellular matrix binding. The record is from RefSeq and is a predicted model, not a curated record. Lineage: Eukaryota; Metazoa; Chordata; Mammalia; Rodentia; Cricetidae. The transcript is spliced from 5 exons. Gene Ontology annotation, biological process: cell adhesion; extracellular matrix organization; ossification.